UCUCUCUUGUCCCCCAGCUCCGGAAGGGGUGGGCGGGGGCAGGCUCAGCUCGCAGCCGCCCUAUGAGACGCCCUCCCGGGCAGACGUCUCGGUUGGCAUUCGGUGCUCAUUUGGAGGCUGAAGUGGAACAACCGCGUUGGUGUUUGCGUGCGAGUCACGACGCCACGCAGCUCGGCAUGACUCGCAAGUGAAUGCACCACGAUUUAGUUUUUUUUUUCCUUUUUUGUUUUUUUUUUCGGGUGACGUGAGAUUGGAUGUCAUCCCUGCACCCCCCACACCCACACGCUGCUUUAUAAUCCACUUGGGGUUUUUUUCUAAGGGAUGUAAAGGACACUUUUUUCCCCCUGGACAACAGAAUUUCCAGAGAAUGCAUGUGAGAGAAUUUACAUUCUGUAACCGCGCAUCGUCGUAAUUGCCCCCCCCCCCGCCGCCCUUCUUUUUUUUGUUUCCUCCCCGCGUGUGCUUGGAUGUGCGCGCGUCCGACGACGUCGAGUACAACCAGGACGCCACACUCGCCGUGCUCCUGAGCCAUGGCGUCCCCGGGUUUCUGGUCCCUCGGUGCCGGGGACAAUUCGGGCAGCCGGAGCCCCAACACGCCCCGGGCUUGGUGCCAGGCAGCGGCCCAGAAACUCUCCGGAGGGCUGGGAUCCAAAUUAUGUGCGCUCCUGAACGUGAACGAAGGGGACAAAGGUGCAGCCGAUCCCCCAGCCGCCAAGCAGCAACCUCACGCGGCGGAGGGCAGCUGCGGAUGCACCAAAGACUGCAACUGCACUAAAGCCGCCGUGCAUGGCUUCUCCGACCUUUACUCAACAGACCUCCUCCCGGCCAUGGACGGCGACGCCAAGACUCUGAGCUUCCUGCAGGAGGUGGUGGACAUCUUGCUGGCCUACAUCGUGGAGUCGUUCGAUCGCGACACCAAGGUGAUCGACUUCCACUACCCCAGCGAGCUGCUGCAGAUGAACAACUGGGAGUUGCAGCACGAGCCCAGCACCCUGGACGACAUCUUGAUCAGCUGCCGCGCCACCCUCAAGUACGCCAUCAAGACAGCCCACCCCAGGUACUUCAACCAGCUGUCUACUGGCUUGGACAUGGUGGGCCUGGCUGCUGAUUGGCUGACGUCCACCGCCAACACCAACAUGUUCACGUACGAGGUGGCUCCGGUCUUCGUCCUGUUGGAGUACGUGACGCUCAAGAAAAUGCGCGAGAUCAUCGGCUGGCACGAGGGCCGCGGCGACGGCAUCUUCUCCCCCGGUGGAGCCAUUUCCAACAUGUACGCCAUGCUUCUGGCCCGUUUCAAGAUGUUCCCUGAAGUCAAGGAGAAAGGAAUGUCAUCCGUUCCCCGGCUGGUGGCCUUUACCUCCGAACAUAGUCAUUUCUCCAUCAAGAAGGGAGCAGCAGCUCUUGGGAUCGGCACCGAGAGCGUCAUCUGCAUCAAGGCUGACCAAAGUGGUAAGUUGAUUCCCGCAGACCUCGAGCGGCGAAUCCUGGAGGCCAAACAGAAGGGUUUCGUGCCAUUUUUCGUGAGCGCCACGGCGGGCACGACGGUGUACGGCGCCUUCGACCCGCUCAUCGCCAUUUCUGACAUUUGUAGGAAGUACAACAUCUGGAUGCAUGUGGACGGUGCGUGGGGAGGAAGUCUGCUCAUGUCCCGGAGACACCGAUGGAAGCUGGAUGGUGUCGAAAGAGCCAAUUCGGUGACUUGGAACCCACACAAGAUGAUGUCGGUGCCGCUACAGUGUUCUGCCCUACUGGUGCGCGAGGAGGGCCUGAUGCAGAACUGCAACCAGAUGCACGCCUGCUACCUGUUCCAGCAAGACAAGCAAUACGACCUGUCCUACGACACCGGAGACAAGGCGCUGCAGUGCGGACGCCACGUGGACAUCUUCAAACUGUGGCUCAUGUGGAGAGCAAAGGGCACCAUCGGGUUUGAGGCGCAGAUCGACAAAUGUCUGGAGCUAUCCGAGUAUCUGUACAACAAAAUCAAGGACAGGGAAGGCUACCAGAUGGUCUUCGACGGGAAACCUCAACACACCAACGUAUGCUUCUGGUAUUUGCCGCCCGGCAUGCGCUACAUGGACGACAUAGAGGAGAAGAAGAAACGCUUGCACAAGGUGGCGCCUGUGAUUAAGGCGCGUAUGAUGGAGUACGGGACCACCAUGGUGAGCUACCAGCCGCAGGGCGACAAGGUCAACUUCUUCCGCAUGGUCAUCUCCAAUCCAGCCGCCACCUUCGAGGACAUCGACUUCCUCAUCGAAGAAAUCGAGCGUCUGGGUCAGGAUCUAUAAAAGAACUGGCUGCAAUUCACCAUCCUCAAUGUAACUUGCUCCAUUUUAUUUCCUCUCAAACAAAAAUUAUAUUUGCCAUUUUCACAUUACCGGUAUAUACAGUGAACCCCCCUCCCCACCUGUUUACUGCGGCCAUGUUCCAGACCCAAUUGCGAUCGGUCGACAUUUGCAAUAUGGAGAUGUGUACGUCCUAUUGUUCACCACUCCCGCACUUUAUAAAAUGUAGACAUAACCCCCCCCCCCCCCAAAAAAAACGUUUCAAGCUUAAAAAAACAUUAAAAGUCCACUGGUUUAAUGCUAACAUAUAAGAAACACAAUCGACGGCCUAAUCACGCUUCACACUGUGUCACUGGACGAGUGUUGCACCACUUGUGGCACAAAGUGGUACUACACUGAAGUACCAAAAAUUUGGACUUGCCUGCAUACUGCAAAAGCGAUUGCUUCACAAUCUGGGAUACAACUGGGGGCGCAAACCAACUGCGGUUUACUGGGGGUACACUGUAUAGAUAUAUAAAUAUGUGUACAUAUACUGUACAUAUAUCUCUAUAUUACGUAUGCUAGCUUUGUUGUGGACUUAUGCGGUCCAAAGCUUUGUACAAGUGCUUGUCCGCCUUUUUCCGCUAGUGUUGUCCCGACCAAAAACGUGCCAAUCGGUGUAACUUAAACUGUGCUAAUAUGUGAUAACGUGCAAUAAGUCCACAAUUAUUAAUACUCUGAUUGUUUUAUAAUCAUUUAUGACGACGAUGUGAUGACGUGCCAAAGUGUCCGUGUUCUUUAGCGUAAAUGCCAUUUGUAAGUCAUUUUUAAACAAAGCACCUAGCCUUCCUUGCCUCGGCAUAAUCUACUUCCAUCGGAUCCUGCCCUUGUUCUAGCCCCCAUGGCUAAUUUGCUAAUGCUAAUGAAGCCCCCAUGACAUCAACUGCCAAAAAGUGAUCAUGUAAAAUGCGACCCGAGUGACUCACUGUUGUGAAACAAGUAUACAGAGUUUGCUUCCUGGCUAAUGUGAGAGCUAAACAUGUUGGCUAACACUAAAGAAUUAGCAGGCACUGGUUCCAGAACUAGCUACAAAAACCAUUUCAACGUCUUUACCUCAGCGAAAAGAACUGAUUGAUAACCAUGACCUGAUUAGCGUCCCAGCACAGGUUAUGACUUAUGAAAUUCAGCUACUUUCGCUUCUAAAACUCUUUUUGGGCAAAUUUGAGGCUACUUCUAAGACUGAGUAGGUCGCUCAAAAAAAUGCGGGAUAAACUACUUUCAUAUUUCACAUUUGUGCUAUCUCUAUGAUUAAUUUGCUAAUGCUAAUUUAACAAUCGUGACUUGGCUGCUUUACGUAAUGACCAAUUACAUCGAGGUUUUUAAACGAAUGUCAGAAUUUUAGUUUGCGAUAUACCUUCCCUGCUAAUGUAAAUAUCUAAUCCCGGUGGCGAACGUUAAGCUAUUUUUUUUAAUACUAUUUCUCUGAGUUGAUAAAAUUGGUUUGAGAAUUACCCAGCUCAGAAAUGCUAAAUGUUUUCACAUCUCAUGCGACCAAUUCGGCAAUACUGUACUAAUUUACCGCUUGCAACUUUGCUGCUUUAAGUGACGACAUCCAAUUAGGAACCGAGGGAAUCCAGAAUCUUUCAAGUGGCCGUAGGCAAGAAUUUUAGCUCGCAAUUAGCUUCACCACCGAUGUAUGAAUUCAAAUAUUGCAAAUAUUGCAGCUAACGUUCAGCUAAUAUUAACACAUUGUGUAAAAGGUCAAAAUUAAGAAAUGUAGAAAUGGUAUUCUAAUUUAGAAGAAAGGACUCAAAAUCAAAACAGGUGGCUGUGAUCUUAAAGCAACCCCGCAGGGGGUGCUGUUGUACAAAGAAUGGCCAUGUUUGCCCUUAAUACUUUGUUCCAAAUUACAGAAUUUAUUUCGGACACAAGUUGGCAAAAGUAUAAUAUCAUGGAUUUAUGCAAUGAAAUUCAUGAUCAAAACAAAAUAAGAGUUCCAGUUCAUAUUGUAGCCACUGAAUGCUUUGAUAUGAACGCUUGCGGCACAGACUACUUCCUGGCACCACAACCUUAUACGGUUCUUCUCAGCUCAAGAUAUUAAGAGAAUUAUAUAUCGAAUAUGUUUGCGAAAAAAAGCACCAGUAUACUAGUUCCUCCUUGAUUCAUUCGACAGCAAUACUGAUGAUGUGAAUGGUCGCAAGAAAAGCACAAUUAGCUCCACAAUCACUUUUUGACGGUAUCGUGUAAAUAGCGCUGGGGUCGUAUACAUACAUGUACAUAAGACGUAUAACCAGAGAUUAUUUGUGAUGGUAACUCAUAUUUUUCCUCAGUGUAGAGCAGGGGUGGGCAAAGUCUGGUCCUUGGGACACCUAUGACCCAUUAAGCAAUCCUGUAAUAUUGAUUUUUUUUUAAAUUCUAUUUUAUCACAGAUUGAUGUAUUGUUAGCGUUUUCUUUGAUUAACAAUUUGAGAUAUAGUUCCUGUUAUUAAACCUGGUCAAUAAUCGGCUAAAUAAUUACAAUUGGGUUAAUUAUAAAUGAUAGCAUUAAAAUUGAGAAUCAAUCCCAGUUUUAUCUUUUACAUCGGGAAUAUGAAUUGCAGUACAUUAUUAUGAUUAUUUUUUAAAUAAGCUGUCCUAACUAUCCCUCGCGCUCCAAACUUUGCCGCUCCCCUCCCCAAGGUAUCGUGUGUCAACUUGAAUGUAUUUUUCAACACGUGCGCGUAACUCAUAAAGGGGUGCACGCGUGCGCGUUAUUCCUCGUGGUGACCUUUUGUGAGCCGGAAGCACUUUUCUGUUGCGAUACGUGACUGGCGUGUGACGUUUGUGUGUCUGUUGUGGUGUAUUUUGGCUGCCUUAUACUGUAGUCCAAUGUUGCUGGUAUCGUCUGUACAUUCUACCACCUGACACCCUCAUGCUCUCUUGUGGGGUGGGUGUGCACUUUAGCCUACACACAAACACAAUCGCACACACGCACACACACACAGACACACACACACAGACACACACACACACACACACACACACACACAAGCCAAUGAUGUGCAAUGUCCUUGUUCCUGAAUGAGGGUGACAAAAGUGUUCAAAAGUAACCUUGAAUGUUUAAUCGACAGCAAUGUGUUUAUUGAUCAUCUAUUUAUUUAUUUAAAGACUCCGGAAUCGCCAAAGUGAAACAUUCACAAUGCUUGGCCCCAGAGCGGCUAAACGACGGCGUUGGUUCGCUGCAUCCAUCCCGGCCCCCUUUGCACGUGCAUGCAUGCGCUUUGUUAGCCUUGCCUCUGCUUUUAUUGUAUGUGAUGUAGCGCCUCCUAUAUAUGCACACACGUAUAGCUAUAUAUUUAUACCUCUACAUGUAUAUCCACGUCUAUACAGUAUCUAUCCGUAUAUUAUCGCUAUUAAAGUCAGUGUUGGGCUUUGUAAUUAGCUUCGGUGUUAACGUCCAGCAUAUGAUUGUUGUCUUUGGGCUUUGGAGUUUCAAAAAAAAAAACAUACAAAAAAAAUGUCUCUGUAGCGCCAGCAUGCUGACCUCGCCUCUCUGCUCUGUCUUCUCCUUCUUCUCCUCCUCUGUGUUGUUCUUCUGCUUUUUUCCGCUGCUUCUGCCUGAGUGUCAUAUAUUCUCGCCGCAUGUUCCCCUGCCCGCGCUCCGCCUCCGUAUUUAACCUCUCUCUAUUUGCCCGAAGGGGGUGGGGGGGCCCUCUGGCUGCAGUUGACCCGCCGUUCGAGUCUUGUUUGGCCGUAUUGGAUGUUUGUUUUUUUCCCUACUUUUGGUCUGCCCUCCAACCAAUAAGUCUUGAUCAAAUGCUCAUUCUUUGCAAACGUAAGCAAUCAAUAAGCCUUCAUUGAUGCUAGAUGGUGCAAAUGUAUCUUCUGUAAAGUGCUGUGCCGGAGUUAACGUUCAUUUUUGUCCUGAACUAUGUGUUACUCUUUGGGGAAGAAAUAUAUAAAUAAAUAUUGUAAGUAACGAAAGAAA
Molecule: messenger RNA, 6228 nt
Organism: Hippocampus zosterae (dwarf seahorse)
Lineage: Eukaryota; Metazoa; Chordata; Actinopteri; Syngnathiformes; Syngnathidae
Gene: gad2
Product: glutamate decarboxylase 2
Exons: 16
Coding region: 531-2285 (584 amino acids)
Biological process (GO): GABA shunt
Cellular component (GO): cytoplasm
Molecular function (GO): pyridoxal phosphate binding; glutamate decarboxylase activity
Source: RefSeq, a predicted model, not a curated record